AAAUCAUAGAUUUAUUGGAAAAACAGGACGAACGGUGACAUAUGAAGAUAUAAUUAAUGCAUAGGGUUGCUGUUGACAUGUCAAGUGAUGUGAAUCAAUCACUAAACAUAACGCACAUGGUUAACUAUCACCUCCGACAAUUUACUCAGCUUGGCCAAUAUUGGCUUUUAAAUCUUCCAGAACCCAUAUCAAAUAUUGAAACAAAACUUACAAUCUCUUUUUUUAGAUUUCUAUCUUAGAGUUAUACGCACAAUUAAGCGUAUUUUUCUUAACACAUAAAGGUUGACUAGUAAGUAUUAUACUUGUUGUCUCCAAAAGGAACGGUAUUUUCAAAGAAUGUCUACUCCUGUUAAAGUCGUUCCAGACUGGCAUUGUACACAAACUUUUCUCUCACUUUAGACGUUUUAUAAAGGACAGCAUCCAGUGCCGGUGUCUCUAUUGCACACCAAUACCAUGACUGCCACUCGCAGAAACCAGUCUCAAUAGCUUUAAUCAGUUUAGCUCCGUCUAAGCAAGGGUUAAGCCAUACAUUUAAAAUCAUUGUUGGUGAGCUUAGUCCUCUUGUAAGUGACGAUUAGGCAAAGCACCAGUUGAUGUUCUUGAUAUCCUCGGAAAAGGUUACCAACUAAUCAUGGAUGUACAGGGUUAUGGAAUGGCGAGACAAGCAGGUUGCUGUUAUAAAGGACAGUUAAAUUAGUGGCGACUUAUCACGGUGUUGGUGACAGUGAGUGCUACGAGUAGUAGACCCGAGGCCGGGAGGACGGCGACAACUAGAAAGCGCUGACAGAAAGUAGAAAAAUCUUCUAAAGCAUACGAAUGAAAUUUUGAGGGAAUUAUGGCUUUAGGAAUACAGUGUGUCGAUAGCCUCGCAAUGAGGUUCAGCUUACACGGGAUUGAGGAUCCGUAUGUGAGGAAAUCCAGCUUUUGCUUCUCGUGGUCUGAGCCGUUUGACUUGGAUUCAGUGGCCGGAAAGUUAACAAACCCAAAACGUAGCCACAGUCUUCCAUCCAAACUAACUACAAAGAAACAGGACGAAAGGAAAAUCGAACGAGAGACUUUUCAAGAGAGACAGAUAUUACGAAAUCAGACAUACGAAGGAAAUUUGUUAAAAAGAGCAAGUUUGGAGAUCUCCCAAAUUUGGAAGCACCAAACGAGGCCUUGUGUUAAAUAUGCAAAUGCUACUACAAGCAAAGACAUUGACUCCUUCGAGGAAGAGUCAUCGGACGAGGAAUUAUGCGAACUGAUGGCAGAGAGAGAGAAUAUUCCAGUCACGCACGAAUUAGGAAAACGGAGUUACGACAUGGACGCCAGGAAAGUCGAAAUGUGUGAGAAAAGAUCGAUGGAGCCGGUGAGACGGAAACGGUACUUAGAGGAGCUCGAAACCUCACCGGGUAACGAGAUAAAGCGGCCAAGACCCAGGCUUGACUUUGAAAAGGUUCGACUUUCCCGCACAAACUUGAUCGAGAAAUCUGCUGCAGUAGAAACGUUUGCACCCAUAAUAGCAUCGGACUCGGAAGACUGAAUAACACUUUAAUCACACGAAAAUUCAGCGGUUGUACCCAUUCGUCACAUAAUCUAUAUAUAAAGAUAUAACUUCAUAAUUCGAAUCGAAAAAAAUUCAAAAUUUCAAAAAAUAUAGAUAUUUAUAUAUAUGGUAGCUUUAUUACAAGUCUAGGAAAUUUCGUAUAAUUUUUAUUAAUCUUUGUAUACAAAGGUUUAUUUGCUUUCAGAAGAGUUUAAUUUUGGUCAGUCAGAAACGUGAGCGGCGGGGAUAGAAACAUGGAUCUUCAAGACCGGCAGGGGAUAUUGCGGUUAGCCGCCUGUUCGCGUCGAUUUAAGAUUUGGCAAACACAUGUAAAAUACUACACUCAAACAAAUGUAUAGUCUUGAAAUUUAUUCAGAAACAUUGAAAACACAUUUUUUCAUAACAAUUCCCAGUGCUUCCAAUUAAUACAGUCAUUAUUGGAAACACCGCGAAGAUAAAUCCGCAAUAACAUUUUAAGCGCGAGGGAAGUUUUUAUUCUAGGGCAUUAAAAACUGGACAGGAAGUUAAAGUGUAGAAUAGAUAGAAAUACAUUACCACCCACGGCUGUAAAAGCCACUGAUACAAAUAAAAUAUGCAGUUACCAA
Molecule: messenger RNA, 2130 nt
Organism: Nematostella vectensis (starlet sea anemone)
Lineage: Eukaryota; Metazoa; Cnidaria; Anthozoa; Actiniaria; Edwardsiidae
Exons: 2
Coding region: 836-1522 (228 amino acids)
Source: RefSeq, a predicted model, not a curated record